AUGCAGCUCCUUGCCUCCCUCCCGUCGGCACGAUCAGCGAAAACUGAAAAGACUCUGGUGGCCUGCAUCCUUCGACGGGUGAUCCCCCUGGGCAUGCAUCGUCCAAUUCAAUUUGUCCUAGAUCGGGAAGACGACUGUGAUGCAGUGGUCUAUACACCCCAUGUCAAGUCUGCUCUGAAACGGAUUCUCAUCUGGCAAUGCGAGUUUGCAAUUGCCAUGACCGACCCGUUCGUGAUUGUCUAUCCGGGUUCUGAUGACUUCUCCCAGGGAAAGAUGGUCCGUUCCGGUGACAGCCGUUGGAGAAACUGGAGCAAGUCAGAAUUUGUCCCUGUGGUACAUUGGCUUCGUGGCUUCGAUCGAACAUGA
Molecule: messenger RNA, 366 nt
Organism: Aspergillus tanneri
Lineage: Eukaryota; Fungi; Ascomycota; Eurotiomycetes; Eurotiales; Aspergillaceae
Exons: 2
Coding region: 1-366 (121 amino acids)
Source: RefSeq, a predicted model, not a curated record